UCGACGCAUAGACAAGCCACUCCAAAACAUCCGUAAUGACACCGAGGCUCAAAACACUGGCGAAAUAAGCGCCAUUUAAACACUCGUUUUUCGCUGUAAAUUGCCUGCUUUUACAAAAGAAAUCACACUUCAGUCGCCUUUAGAGCAGAUUGAGGAGCGAUGGCUGACGGUGGGAAUGUCGUGGAAGGGGAAGUAGAUGAGGAUGAGCCGGCCACCAUGAGCUAUCCUCUGAUCACUGUAUCUGACCUGCCCAGCAGCACCACAGCAGGCCGUAAUCUGAAAGAAUGGCUUCAGGAGCAGUUCUGUGACAAGCCUCUAGAGCAGUGUGAGGACAUGCGUCUGCAUAAUGCCGCCUACGUGGGCGACUUGGACACCAUCAAGAGCCUGCUGCAGGAAGACAGCUUUAAACAACGGAUCAAUGAGAAAUCGGUUUGGUGCUGUGGCUGGCUGCCCUGUACACCUCUGCGCAUCGCUGCAACUGCUGGCCAUGGCGACUGCGUGGACUAUCUCAUCAACCAUGGGGCUGAGGUGGACCUGGUGGAUGUCAAGGGUCAGACAGCUCUGUAUGUGGCUGUGGUUAAUGGACACCUGGACUGUGUUCGGAUCUUGUUGGAGGCGGGGGCAGACCCAAACGGCAGCAGACACCACCGCAGCACGCCUUUAUACCAUGCAGCCCGGGUGGGCAGGGUGGACAUUCUACAAGAACUGAUCAGGUUCAAUGCUGAUGUAGAUGUGGACCACCAGCUGGGACCAAGGCCUCUGUUUAGCGCUCGCACCCUUUCCACACUGGUGGUGUGUCCUCUAUACAUUAGCGCUGCCUACCAUCAUUUACACUGCUUCAGGCUGCUCCUGGAGGCCGGAGCCAACCCCGACUAUAACUACACUGGCCCGGUGAGCCGUGAAGCGCUGAACAGAGGUCUGGCCUCCUGCCUGCUGGACGCCGUGCUUAGACAUGGAUGUGAGCCGACUUUUGCCAGGCUGCUGCUAGACCACGGUGCUGAUCCACUACUCGUGCUAUGGGAGGAACCUGAUCCUGAUGCUAUGGGAAGAGUGCGUGUCAACCCUGAGGCCUUAAACAUCUAUCAGGAGGCCAGGAAAUGUCCGAACAGGUUGACUCAUUUGUGUCGCAUAGCCAUUCGGAGGGUGAUAGGCAAGCACUGCCUGAGGCACAUCUCCAGCCUUCCUUUGCCUGAUUCCAUCAAGAAUUUUCUGCUCCAUAGAGACUUCUCUUCCCUUUCCUGAAGGGAAACCGAAGGCUGUAUUCUGUCCUGUACCUCUACUAGGGACACUGGGAAGUUUUUGUGGCCUGGAGAUAAUGCUGACGGACAAAAUAAAAAGAUCUACAGUCCUUUGAGAUCCAGAUCCUUUUGUCCUGUGCUAUAGCUUUGAUGUUACAGUUGCAUUGCGCUCAUGAUGGUGGGAAGACAUUCCCGAAAGAAAGCAAACACUUCCGGGUUUCAUAGCACAUCGUUCUGUAUGUUGCAUGUUGGUAACAAACUCUUUGUUUACACAGAUAUAUUUACAGUAACAUAUUCAGUAAUAUAUUCACUUUCUCUGAAUACAUGGUAUAAUCAUGCUAUCUCUUGUAUAUCAUUUGGAAUAUUGUCUGUAAGAGCAGUGGUAAUUUAUAUUUAAGAACAAAUUUUAUAUUUCUUUUUUUGUUUAUGGUCACUGUGGUGUAAAAGUGAAAAAGCAUAAUUUAUGAUUCUCUAUGAAAUGUAUUUAUAUCAUGCUUAAACAUAUUGUUAGACCUUGCCUUUGCCUUAAAUUAAGUUCAGAUGCCUGUAAUAAACUAGAGUAUCCCCACUGUCUGUGUUCUCGUGUGAAGAAAGCCA
Messenger RNA from Hemibagrus wyckioides, 1835 nucleotides. It is a transcript of the gene asb1, whose product is annotated as ankyrin repeat and SOCS box containing 1. Bases 160 to 1242 code for a protein of 360 amino acids. Gene Ontology annotation, molecular function: protein binding. Gene Ontology annotation, cellular component: ubiquitin ligase complex. NCBI's taxonomy places the organism in Eukaryota, Metazoa, Chordata, Actinopteri, Siluriformes, Bagridae. Gene Ontology annotation, biological process: intracellular signal transduction; protein ubiquitination. The transcript has 5 exons. The record is from RefSeq and is a predicted model, not a curated record.